CGCUCCAGUUGUUCAGUGAGACUUUGUUUUAUCCGCCGACGUCAUUCAUCUGGUCUGGACAGCGAGGCGCGAGGCAGACCUCUCCUCCUCUCCGUCGUUAAUUGUGUUUCCUACCGACUGACAACUUGUUUGUCUUUAGCGCAAUUGGCUGCCCAUGGGCGCUGCUGUUUGCGCACUCUGCUGCUCCACCGGCUGGGCUGUCCGGUGUGCCUCUGCGGUCGGUCGGGACGGUAUCGGGCUCCGCUUUUAUGAAUGAAUAACGAGACCUGGGGGGAGAAAUGCGAGUGACUGCGAAACUCCCCAGCAGCCGAGCUCCCGGGGGGCCGGCCACCGAUGAGAGGGAUUAACGGCGGAGCGGAGCCGCGGCUCAUUGCGGAAAAAAAGCCGAGUCUGACUGCAGACUGGCGUGGAAACGCACCGUGAGGGAAACGGGCUCCAUAGCGUAGAGCAGCGGAACAAAACCGCGGUGACCACAAUGUCCAUUCACAUUGUGGCUCUGGGCAGCGAGUGCCCUGGAGGGGUCGGGCCUGGGGAAGAGAUCAUGGGCCAGGGGCAGCUGCAGGGAGGCCUGCUGUGGAGCUACCUGGGUCACGGAGCGCUGGUCGGACCCUGCGACCUGGAGAGCAGCCUGCACAACCCGGCCUUCAUGGAGUACACCUCACGUGUCUUUGGAGAUGUCACUGUAGUGGUUCGGGAUUGUCCCAGCUGGGACCUGCUGGACAGCGACUGGGCCAGCGUGCGGAAGGUUCUUGAGCAGGCAGAUAUCCUGGUCAUUAAAUAUUCAGUCACAGACAAACUGGCCUUCCAGCAAGUCAGGAACGGUUACGCCCCGAGACUCCGCCCACUACUGAGGCACUGGGGUGUGCCUGUCAUCCUGGUCGCUGUUGGAGCGCGGCUGAAUGAUGAAGGCCCUCCCUGUACGUGUCCGCUGUGUGCGUCUGACUGGAGCAGCUGUGUGCCUCACAGUGAAGGUCUGCAGCUGUCCCGGGACCUGGGGGCCACCUACCUGGAGUUGCCCUCUCUCAACCAUGUGUUCGUGGGCCGUUACUUUGGCAGCGUGCUGGAGUACUUCAUGAUUCAGUGUCUGAAACACAAAGCCAAAGAGAGGCCAGAGAAGAGGCGAGGAAAUAAAGUGAACGAGCUUCGUCCACCUCACUUGGAACAACCAGCACGUCUUCCCCCUAUACGUGUGGAGGAAUCAAGCUUCUCCCAGGACAUGCAGUGGUUGUUGGAGCGUGGCGUGCAGUUUGCCGAUGUGGCUUUCUAUGCUGGGGACUCUGGGAAAGAACUGGGGUGGGCGCACGCGGCUGUGCUGUGUGCUGUCAGCCCGUACUUCAGACAGCUGCUCCUGGGGCCCAAGACCAGGGAACGUCCCCAGUCGCGGUGUGUUUGCAGAGAGCGGGAUGGAGGACCCCAUUCGCUGCUCUCCACCUGGGACGGUGGGAUUAUUGAUGACAUGCCACGAUCAGAGGGACACCUGACUGGACGGCUGUCUCGUCUAGUGGUGAAGGACCCCCUCCUGUGUAUGUGCUUGUGGGAGACUCUCAUGUUCAUUUACAGAGGAGCGUGGGAGUGGGAUCACCUCCAAGAGGCCCUGGAAGAGAAGUUGAAGAACUCGCUGGCCGUGGCUCAGCUUAUGGAGCGCAUACGAUCACUCAUCGGCAGAGAGAGGGGCGCCAGGGACACCCCAAGUGCACGGACGGCUCAGCUCGGCCCCCAGACUCUCGUCAACCUCUUCAACUCCCCUCUUUACUCUGAUGUCAUCUUCAUGGUGCAAGGGAGUGUAUUGCCAGCCCACCGAGCAGUGCUGGUAGCGCGCUGUGAUGUCAUGGCGGCCAUGUUCAGUGGGAAGUAUGCAGAGGCCCGGAGCCGAGUGGUGCCCAUCCAUGGUGUCUCCUCAGAUACUUUCCUGUCCUUCCUGGAGUACCUCUACACUGACUCCUGCUGUCCUGCCAGUGUGCUGCAGGCCAUGGCCGUGCUCGUCUGCGCCGAGAUGUACCAGGUGAAACGACUGCAGCACCUGUGUGAGGUGUGUGUGUGCGCUUACCUUCAGAGCAUGCCCAGUAGAGAGCUGUCAUCAACAGGUAUCAGCGUGGUUCGACUACUCCGCCGAGCAAAGUGUCACAACGCAGAGCAGCUGUACGUCUGGCUCCUCCACUUCAUCGCCAACAACUACCUGAUCUUCAGUCACAAACCUGACUUCCUGGAGCUCUCAGAGGAGGAGCGUGAGCAGGUGGAGAGGCUACGCUGGCCGUCCAGAGGCUACCUGCAGGAGCUCAGCGAGUACCAGCAGCGGCGACGCAAACUACGCAAGUCCCGCUGCAUAGUCAUGUGA
Molecule: messenger RNA, 2335 nt
Organism: Thunnus maccoyii (southern bluefin tuna)
Lineage: Eukaryota; Metazoa; Chordata; Actinopteri; Scombriformes; Scombridae
Gene: rhobtb3
Product: Rho related BTB domain containing 3
Exons: 13
Coding region: 476-2335 (619 amino acids)
Biological process (GO): proteasome-mediated ubiquitin-dependent protein catabolic process; regulation of proteolysis
Cellular component (GO): cytoplasm
Molecular function (GO): ubiquitin protein ligase binding
Source: RefSeq, a predicted model, not a curated record